This is a messenger RNA of Cryphonectria parasitica EP155, 1461 nucleotides long. Its product is annotated as kinase-like protein. Lineage: Eukaryota; Fungi; Ascomycota; Sordariomycetes; Diaporthales; Cryphonectriaceae. The coding region runs from base 1 to 1461 and encodes 486 amino acids. The transcript has 4 exons. The record is from RefSeq and is a predicted model, not a curated record. Gene Ontology annotation, molecular function: protein serine/threonine kinase activity; ATP binding. Gene Ontology annotation, biological process: peptidyl-serine phosphorylation; peptidyl-threonine phosphorylation.
AUGGCCGAAGGUUUUGGCUCUGACCAGAGCCUGCUGAAGCUGCGUUGGGAUCUUAGGGACAGGCUUAUGCGAGAAUUGAGACCGGAUCUCGAUAAACAACGUCAACGGUUCAUACCUCGAGACGCUUUGUUUCGCAUCAUUGAGCGCCGAAAUGUUCUGAAGAUCUUGAAAGCGAGUUCGAGUCAGACAGAUGACAACGCCACAAACGAAGAAAUUGCGCAACGUCUCUGUCCGAAAGAAAAUGUGUUCCUGGGACCUGCCUUACAUCCGGUGUGUGACAGCACCUGGUAUGCCCAACGCAAUCUCGCCCAAGGCAGUUCGACAGUCCUUGGUCUCACGGAAGCUGAAGCCAGAUUAUUCGAUUUCUGGCAGUGGAUAGUCUUCACGCCCUUCAUAGAGAGGCUGAGUGCAGAUGUCCCAAAGUUCCACGAUGAGGUCUCUCUUCCUUGGUGCGAGCUUACUAGUACGCACGACAUAGCCGAAAGCACCGACGAUGAUAUCGAAGGGCAGGUCACUGUGGUGCAAAAAGCGCGCAUCUACACCAAUAACCACAAUUUGACAGAGAAAGACGAUGAUUAUGUCGUUGUAAAACUUUUCAACGACUUAAGCAUAUCAGAAGCAAGAAAAGAGAUGUUCGAACGAGAAGUCCAGGCAAAUCGGAACACACCCCAGCACGACAGAAUUGUGCCACUCUUAGCAGCUUUCGAACAUUGCCAAAUACCCUAUCUCUUGUUUCCAUGGGCACAAGAAGGCAAUCUCCAAGAGCUAUGGAAGAAAUACGAACUCGGGGGUGUCCAGCCUUCUUCACGACCUCCUGAAUAUGACUGGUACUCGGACAACUGGCUCUUUGACGAGUGUUUCCAAGUCGCCGAGGCUCUUGCAACCUUUCAAGGGUUCAGAGACGGUGGACGGAGCGGGUCUGCACCUCAGAUUCACAUGGAUAUCAAACCUGAGAACAUUCUGUGCUUCGAAUCCGUUGCUGACGGGAAGAAGCACUUCAUUCUGAAACUUUCAGACCUCGGAGAAGCUCGUCAAGCCGGAACUGGCGAGAGCAUUGACUCAGGAUUUAUUCCACAUGUCAAGACCCAAAGACCACCAGAAAGCGAGGCAAUUUCGUUCAAAUACGACGUAUGGUGUCUGGGCUGCGUCUUCCUCGAAUUUGUUACUUGGGCGCUUUGUGGUUGGCAUGGCUGCAUUGACUUCCGAGAAGAACGGUUUAAAGAACAAGACGCGCCAGAAACCACCGAUUUAUCCACCGGUAGCAGAUUUGAGGACGACAUAUUCUUCAAGAAAGUCAAAGGAAAACGGAAACUAGUCCCCGUUGUAGACUACCAGACCAUUAAGACAUUUACAGCUGGUCGGUCAAGUACCCGACGUUCAUUUCAAAUUGUCUCACGCGUUGAGAUCAUCAUUCAAAUCAAAGACAGUGUUAUUACGAGACUUAUGAAGCUGACAUCAUAA